AUGUCGUAUGUACCAAUCCAAAAUGAAGCGCAGGGCCCGGUAGCUACAGUUCUUUGUUGCAACUGUGGUGUCCCUAUGGACGGAUCGCUGGGUCUUGUCAUGUGUUACGACUGUAUCAAGUUGAACGUUGAUAUCACUGAAGGUAUUCCCAGAGAGGCAAAUAUUAGUUUUUGCAGAAACUGUGAAAGAUUCUUGCAGCCACCACAGCAGUGGAUACGUGCCGAAUUGGAAUCUCGUGAGUUAUUGGCCAUUUGUUUGCGCCGUUUGAAAGGUUUAUCCAAAGUGAGAUUAAUUGAUGCCUCGUUUAUCUGGACUGAACCCCACUCCAGAAGAAUCAGGGUGAAAUUGACUGUGCAAGGUGAAGCAAUGCAAAAUACAAUUGUUCAACAAACGUUUGAGGUGGAGUAUGUUGUUAUUGCAAUGCAAUGUCCAGACUGUGCCAAAUCGUUUACUGCCAACACAUGGAGAGCCACGGUUCAGAUCAGACAAAAAGUUGCUCACAAGAGAACCUUUUUGUACUUGGAGCAAUUGAUUUUGAAGCACAAUGCGCAUCAAGAUACUAUUCUGAUUCAAGAAACGAAAGAUGGGUUGGAUUUCUUUUACUCACAACGGAACCACGCAACUAAAAUGCUUGAUUUCUUGAACGCAGUUGCUCCUAUCAAAUCAAAGAGAUCUGAAGAGUUGAUCAGUAUAGACACACAGUCUGGUUCUUCUUCCUACAAAUUUUCUUUCUCUGUCGAGAUUGCACCUAUUUGUCGUGACGACUUGGUUGUUCUCCCUAGAAAAUUGGCGAACCAGCUUGGUAACAUUCCUCGUCUAGUGAUCUGUUCGAAGGUGUCAAACAUGUUACAGUUUUUGGAUCCUAAUACUUUACAGACAGCUGAUUUACAAGCAGGUGUGUACUGGAGAGCCCCAUUCUUCUCUCUUUUGGACGUGACUCAGCUUGUGGAAUUUAUCGUUUUGGAUGUCGAACCUACAGGAGACGUGAAAGGCAAACAUGUUCUAGCGGACAUCACUGUGAGCAGAGCUUCUGACUUUGGUGUCAAUGACAACACUUUCUAUGUGCGCUCGCAUUUGGGUGGUAUUUUGCACCCAGGUGAUUCUUGUAUGGGAUACUAUUUGACCAACACGAAUUUCAACUCCGACUUGUGGGACACUUUGGACACCGAUAACUGCCCAGAGGUUGUGUUAAUUAAGAAGCACUACGUCAGAAAAUCCAAGAAAUCUAAAUACAGAAACUGGAAGUUGAAGAGAAUGGCCCGUGAGCAUAAUGAGAUAAUGGCCAACGAAGAUUCGAGACAAGCUAAACAGGAACAAGAGAGAGCAGAAAGAGACUACGAGUUGUUCUUGCAAGAGUUGGAAGAGGAUCAAGAAUUGAGAAAGACUAUCAACUUAUACAAGGCUGGUGAGGAGGCACCUCAAGACGCAGACGAUGAGGACGAAAUGGACGAUGAUGAAGUUGCACCAGAAAUUGGCAUCGACGAAUUGUUGGAUGAAAUCGAUGGUAUGACAUUGGAUUAG
Messenger RNA from Clavispora lusitaniae ATCC 42720, 1521 nucleotides. RefSeq names its product ribosome-binding protein (gene NMD3). Gene Ontology annotation, cellular component: cytoplasm; nucleus. Lineage: Eukaryota; Fungi; Ascomycota; Pichiomycetes; Serinales; Metschnikowiaceae. The record is from RefSeq and is a predicted model, not a curated record. Gene Ontology annotation, molecular function: ribosomal large subunit binding. Gene Ontology annotation, biological process: ribosomal large subunit export from nucleus.